AGCGCACGUCCCCCUCUCCCGUCACUAGUGUGCAUAACAUGGCGUCUUUACCGUGGCAGUUGUGUUGUGAUUGCGUUAAAAAUCCCGUUUUUUGCACUUAAAAUCGAGUUAUUUCCGGCGGAAAAGCGUCCCGGGACCGGAAGUGGCGUGCAUGUGUGCAAGUGCGCCCCCUUUGAGGAUAUUCCAGUGUUUGGUGUAUGUGUGACGUUUGUCCGGAUUUCUCCACAAUUUAUUAGAAAGUUUAUUCGCAAACGUCUGUGAUACCGACAAUGGAAUGACGUAUUCGAAAUGAGCGAAGUACAACAACAACCCAUGGCGGCCCACGUAAAACGGCCAAAAUUCGUUGGGUGUAAAGAUACAACAGUACCAUCAGUCCAUGGACGACCCAACAACCAUCUCAAUAACAAGAUCAGACUAAGCAAUCAUCAAAGGAAUUUGAGUUUGGACUUUAGGUCGAUGGGUAUUUUGCUCCCUCCUGUCGCCCAGAUAACGUCUUCCACCUCCCCCCACCUCACCCUUCACCAUCGCAAUCGCAGUCUUGAUUCGGCCCUUCAGCGUAUUCCCGAAGUGGACGUUACACCAAGUCCCGAAUGUGAACCGACUGUUGUUGUAGUUGUACCACCGAUAGUCGACCCCAAAACAACACGUGAUGAACUUGCCAGUUUGGGGUCGGAUGAUUCGGGUAUAUUGUGUGGAAGUGAUUCGGGUUCAAGCGAUACAAGUACAACAACGCGUGAAUCAAGCGUUGACGAGACGAAAGCCGAGUGUUGUAUAACACCAACAACAACACUAUCACAAUCCAAUGAAACGAGUAAAGGAUUUGGAAUGUUGAGAUUAUUGGAGAGUAAAGUGUUUGAUGUGUCAAUGGCAAUGCAUUAUCUGUUUAAAAGUAAAGAACCAGGUGUGCAAAGUUAUAUAGCGAAUAAGAUGUUUAGUUUUGAUGAUGGAGAAGUGGAUUUUUAUUUGCCACAAUUGGUUUGUAUGUAUAUACAAAUGCACGACGUGGCUGAAGUUAUACAUCCGUAUCUUAUACAUAGGUGUAGAAAAUCGAUCGACUUUUCGCUAAAAUGUGCCUGGCUUUUGGACGCCUAUAGUUCUGAUGCUUCAGUACCAUCGAAAAAGAAACCACUCGGCAUCAAACUUCGUAAUCUUAUACUUUCCGACGAACUUCGACCCAAAGACCAUAAAACACCCAUCAUGGUCUCUACCACCUUUAGCACUCUACAUUCAACAACUACGAAAAAAUCACAUCAACGUUCACAAAGCGACGCUUCAGCCCUUGGUACACGACGCCCUUCAACCACCGACAAACGCCUCUGUAUGGGCGACCUCACCUCCGGUCGUGCCUUUGACAACGGAUGCACAUGUUUCGACAGUUGCAGAGGCGUCGUCAAUGACCUACGAGGCAAAAAGACUGAAUGCACGUGCUCGGCUCCUAGACUCGCCCCCGAGCUUGAAUUUAUGAAAGCGCUGAUUUCAAUCGGUAAAUUACUGUCUUCUAUACCGACCAAGGAAGCAAAAACUACAAGAUUAGUAGCGGAAUUAACGACACUUAAUUUGAAUUUGCCGGCUCGUGUUUGGUUACCCCUAGCAACGACCCCACAUCACAUUGUUAGGAUACCGCCACAAGUUGGCGCCGUCUUAAAUUCCAAAGAUAAGGCACCUUAUAUUAUCUAUGUCGAAGUGGUGGAAGUUGAUGAUUUGCAUACGUCAAUUGUUACACCAAAAAUAUGGCCAACGUUACGUCACACAAAAUCUGAGGAAAAUUUAGGUGAUACGACCUCAUUAUCGGCGUUUAGUAUGUGUGGGGGUUUGUGUGAUGAUACUGACCCCGAUUGGAGUCAGGAGGAUGAUGAAAUAUCGCAACAGGUAAUUUUUGGUUUACAGCACGAGGCAAGUGAGUGCCUCAAACUAUAUAUUUUUUUUCAGUAUACGCAAUUGAAACGUAUAGCUGAUCGCGAUACGUUGUCGCAAAUGUCACAAGAAUCGAGUGAUUCGAGGGAACCCCCGAUGUGGAUAGCAGCCGGGGAAAUACGCAGACGUUUGUCUGAUUCAAUUCAUGAGGAAAAAAAUAAACAGUUCACCCAUGAUCCUCAGGAUCCUUCUGCCGCAGUGCUGAAGGAACCAUGGCAUGAUAAGGAGAGACGUAUUCGUGAAUGUAGCCCAUAUGGGCAUUUGACAUCAUGGACGCUACUGUCAGUGAUAGUGAAAUGUGGCGAUGAUUUGCGUCAGGAAUUAAUGGCAUCGCAACUUUUACAAAUGUUCCAGAAAAUAUGGGAGAUGGAACAUGUACCAUUAUGGGUGCACCCAUAUCGCAUACUUUGUCUAUCAAAUGAUAGUGGGUUGAUUGAACCCAUUUUGAAUACUGUCUCACUCCAUCAAAUCAAAAAACAUCGACAAUUGUCACUGUUGGAGUACUUUAUCAAUGAGUAUGGACCAAUAACGUGUGAGGAAUUUUUGACAGCUCAGAAAAAUUUCGUACAAAGUUGUGCCGCCUAUUGUCUCUUUUGUUAUUUGAUACAAGUGAAAGAUCGACAUAAUGGAAAUAUUUUGUUGAAAAGUGAUGGUCAUUUAAUUCAUAUCGAUUUCGGUUUUAUACUGAGUAUGUCACCGAAAAAUUUAGGAUUCGAAACGUCGCCGUUUAAAUUAACGGCUGAGUUUGUUGAAGUCAUGGGUGGUGAUCAGUCGGAUAUGUUUGAGUAUUUUAAGAUUUUAAUUUUGCAAGGAUUGGUCGCUGCAAGGAAACAUAUGGAUAUGAUUGUUCCAUUGGUCGAGAUUAUGAGAUCAGGUUCGCAAUUGCCGUGUUUUAAAUCGGGCGCAGCGACUGUCCAGAAUUUGAAGAACCGUUUCCACAUGAGUAUGACCGAGGAGCAGUUACAACUCGAAGUGAAUCGUAUGGUGGAAGUCAGUAUUCACUCACUAUCAACGAAACUUUACGACGGUUUUCAAUAUUUCACAAACGGGAUACUUUAAAAAAAUGCUCAAUUAUAUCAUAAACACCAUGUAUAAUAAUUUUAGUGCGAAAUAAAGUGAUCUGAUUUGCCAUGUGAGUGAAGAAUACUCAGCGGCCAAAGUGUGGAAGCAAAAAAACUUUGUAUAUAUAACAUUCCAUUUGUACAGUUGUUUUUUAAAAAUCUAGUGUUUUUUGUAAAUAUCUACGUAAAGUUUUAGUGUUGGCUAGAUAAUUCACGUUAUCCAUCCAUUUUUAAAUAAAAGUAAUAUAUAAGUAUAUAUUGUAUAAAUACAUGACUGAAAUUAUAUAAAUGAAAUGCAAAAAGACUGAUGUCAGCAGUAGGCUUUUUGCAGGUGUUAUUACUUUUUUUUUCUUGAGUUGGAAACCAAUCAAAACUGUGCAUGUUUUAUUAUGAAAUUUUUGAAUAUUGUAUUUUAUUAUAUUAUCUAUGAAUUGUAUUUCAAAUAAACGAUAAAUUAAUAAACGA
Molecule: messenger RNA, 3440 nt
Organism: Tribolium castaneum (red flour beetle)
Lineage: Eukaryota; Metazoa; Arthropoda; Insecta; Coleoptera; Tenebrionidae
Gene: fwd
Product: four wheel drive
Exons: 6
Coding region: 289-2973 (894 amino acids)
Biological process (GO): phosphatidylinositol-mediated signaling; phosphatidylinositol phosphate biosynthetic process
Cellular component (GO): membrane; cytoplasm
Molecular function (GO): 1-phosphatidylinositol 4-kinase activity
Source: RefSeq, a predicted model, not a curated record